CCAAAAACGGACCCGGAAAAAAUAGAGCAGAGCUUCCUUUGUUUUGUCUGCCGUGUAUUAAAAAAGGAGGAAGAUGGGUCUGGAGUCCUUCAAGUGGUUCCCGCUGUUGGUUGUUAGUUUCUUUUGUACAUAUGUGGGGUGUAGCUCUGUUGAGCAGAAGAUCUACGUUGAACUAAGCAACACGGUUCCAUGUGUCCGUCUCCUCAAUGCCACACAUCAGAUUGGCUGCCAGUCCUCUAUAUCAGGGGACACAGGGGUCCUCCAUGUGCUGGAGACAGAAGCAGACUUGGACUGGAUCCUCAGCACUGGACCUCAUCCUCCCUACAUGGUAGUUAUGGAGGCAGCCUUCUUCACCAGGCCCACGAUGAUGAAGAUGAAGAACUCCAGCAGGGUUGCAGGAGUGGCUGUGAUAAACUCCAACACAGGACCAACUGAGGGGUUCUCCCCACACACAUCCUGCCCCAACCAGAACACAGGUGUGUACACAGAGCGCUAUGGUCCUGAACUGGCCAACUGUAAAAAUACAGUGUGGAACCCUCUGGGGAAUGGCCUGUCCUAUGAAGACUUCGCUUUCCCCAUCUUCUCUCUGAAAGAUGAUAAUCAGACUCAAGUCAUCCGCAAGUGUUAUGAGGACCAUAACAUGCGUGUGAAUAGCAGCGCACCUCAGUACCCGCUGUGUGCCAUGCAGCUGUUCUCUCAUAUGCAUGCUGUCACAGACACAGUGACCUGCAUGAGACGCACUGACCUGCAGAACAGCUUCAGUAUCAACCCAGAGAAACUGUGUGAUCCACUCAAUGACUUCAAUGUGUGGACGUCCAUCCGGCCCCUCAACAACAGCAUCAAGGGCCACAAGGAGAAUGAGAGCGUGGUCAUAGCAGCAGCCAGGCUUGACGGGCGAUCUUUUUUCUGGGACAUUGCUCCAUCAGCAGAGGGAACCGUCUCCAGCAUUGUGACACUGCUGGCUGCUGCACAGGCUCUGUACCCUGUCACUCAAGAGGCUCCACCCCCACGCAACGUCUUCUUCACCUUCUUCCAAGGGGAAGCCUUUGAUUACAUUGGUAGUUCCCGUAUGGUAUACGAUAUGGAGAAUAGUAAGUUUGUGAUCGAUUUGGAUAACGUGCACUCGUUGCUGGAGAUUGGACAGAUUGGACUGCGAAAUGGACAGAACCUGUGGAUGCAUUCAGACCCUGUGUCACGUAAGAACAGCACAGUAAAUGAGCAGGUUACAGAUCUGGUGGCCAACAUUAAGUCUGUGGCAUCCUCACUCAAUCUGUCAUUGAACGAGCCCAAUGCUACUCAGGCCUUGCCUCCCUCCUCCUUCCAACGCUUCCUGCGGGUUCGCCCAAUCCCAGGGCUGGUGCUUGCAGACCACCAAUCAUCCUUCAUCAACAGGUACUAUGAGAGUCUGUAUGACACCUCCACAUACCUGAACGUGACCUACCCUCCUGACCUGAGCCCCGAACAGCAGCUAGAGUAUGAGACCGAGGCUGCCAAGUCUCUUACUCAAGUGGCUACUCUAGUUGCCCGUUCCAUCUAUAAGCAGGCUGGAGGGGAAGACAGAUUGCUCAAUAACAUCACUGCUGACACCAAGACAGUGGCCAAGUUGCUGUACGGGUUUCUGAUCAUGUCCAAUAACAGCUGGUUCAGUUCCCUGCUGCCGCCUGAGGCACUUGGACGUGGUUCAAUUCUAGAGUCAAACCCUCCUCAGUACUACAUUGGCCUCCGGCUGGAUAACACGGUGAAGAGCGUGACCCGCUUCGUGCAGUUCAUUCUGGCCAACAUGACAGGCACAGUCACCAAGCUUAACCAGAGUCAGUGCCAGAACCCUAAGGAUGUGCCAGGCGAGAGCAAAGAUCUGUAUUCGUACUCCUGGGUGUCUGGGCCUGUCUCAGCUAACGGCACAACAGAUCCUUAUUGUGUACGUUCAUCUGUGCAUCUGUCAAAAGCGCUGUCCCCUGCUUUUGAGCUUACUGACUAUGGCUCCAGGGAGUACUCCACAUGGACAGAGUCGCGCUGGAAGACCAUCCGAGCACGCAUCUUUCUAGUUGCUAGUCCACAACUAGAGAUGAUGACACUGGGAGUGGGCGUGGCUGUUUUGCUGGUGUCUCUAGUGGUGACUUAUUUCAUCAGCUCGAAGGCGGAGCUUCUAUUUAGCGCCACUCGCGAGUCCCCAAACACCACCUACUGAAUAUAGUCAGGCUUCAACCCACAGACGAACCAGAUGCCCAUACAAACACACACUUACUGACUUUGCAGCUUGUAACUGAAUUCAAUACCACUAUUCGGAUUCUGGCAUUAAAAACUCACAUGACUGACAUUUGCACAUCAAUAUGUCAGCAAAGGACCAUCAAGCAGGACUGUUUACGCAUUUGCAGACACGCACCCCUCAAAUACAUUUAAAGGGGAAUUGCAUCGAUUUUUCAAAAAUUCUGCACAAUUAGAUGGGUAAGAUGUAAACACAGUCAUUCAGAGUGGUUUGAUGUGAAAUGCUCCAUUCUAGAGAAACUUACUGAGCCAGAAUUGUUCACAGUAGUGGUGAUAGGAACCAGACGCCCAAAGAGUUCAAUGCCUCUAACAGCUACCUCAAGUUAUGAAAAUGAAAUGGCUGCAAAUCUGCUGCUUGAUGCCCAAGGAGUUGUUUUAUGAGUUUUCAAAUAAGGUUUUGGCCUAAAAUAUGUUUUUUAAAAUACAUUCUUGGUGGAGAGGUACGUACAGGGUGUUACAAGGCAAAAUCAUAACAAAAGAAAACUUGACACUAUUUUACCAUCAACAUUACAUAUAAAAGCUUGUGUAGGUUCAGUGGUGGCUUUGGAAAGUAAAUAAAAUAGUUGUUUUUGCACUGUAGAUAUCACAACCUCUGGUUCGUAUCAGCCCCACUGUAAAAAAAAAGUUUCUCUACAAUUAACCAUUUCACAUCAAACCACUCUAAAUGAUUUUGUUUACAAUUUAACAACUUAAUUAUGCAGAAAUUUUGGAAAAACUGAAUUUCCUUUAAGUCUAAUUUUUAAAAAAAAUGUCUCAUACACAUAAAGACUCUAACUGGACUUGGCUAAACUGGUCUGAACUGG
Messenger RNA from Colossoma macropomum (tambaqui), 3068 nucleotides. It is a transcript of the gene ncstn, whose product is annotated as nicastrin. Gene Ontology annotation, cellular component: membrane. Gene Ontology annotation, biological process: protein processing; Notch receptor processing. The coding region runs from base 74 to 2188 and encodes 704 amino acids. NCBI's taxonomy places the organism in Eukaryota, Metazoa, Chordata, Actinopteri, Characiformes, Serrasalmidae. The transcript has 17 exons. The record is from RefSeq and is a predicted model, not a curated record.